Molecule: messenger RNA, 3283 nt
Organism: Ricinus communis (castor bean)
Lineage: Eukaryota; Viridiplantae; Streptophyta; Magnoliopsida; Malpighiales; Euphorbiaceae
Product: probable helicase MAGATAMA 3
Exons: 21
Coding region: 187-2667 (826 amino acids)
Molecular function (GO): helicase activity
Source: RefSeq, a predicted model, not a curated record
CAAAUGACCCGAUCCAUUAACAAACCAAUACCACACUCUGCUUCAAAAGCUAAAACCCCUGGGAGUGAUAGCAAAAACCCUCUGCUUGCUGAACAAUUUACUUGGCGCCUGUCUCUCUCUCUGUCCCUCUCUCCUCUCCUCUCCAAGCAGCGAAGGCAGGUAGAGAAGGAGGAGGCUGAGUGAGGUAUGGCUGUUGAUGUAGACAAGCUUCUAGAAGAAGCUUCAUUUGCUCGUUUCUGCAAAAUUGUUCUUGGUUGGGACUAUUUUUCUCUCCUCAAAGAAUACGAUAAAGAAAAGCAGAAAGAGAGAGGGAAAAGUGAUAAUGGAGAUGCUACUUCGGGUUUAAGACAAGUGAAAAACUCAUACAAAGAUGUUGAUGAGUAUCUUGAAACUUUCGAGCCACUUUUAUUUGAAGAAGUUAAAGCUCAAAUUAUUCAGAGAAAAGAUGACGAAGAAGUGACAACAUCGGUGAUGAGGCUGGUAUUGGAAUGCAAUGAGGCAGAGGGGUUUCUUUUUCCUGCAGUUAGUUUUGGAGGUGAGGAGGAUGAGAGAAUAUCACAAAAUGAUCUUUUGCUCCUUUCCAAAGAGAAGAUUAAAGAUAGCCGAAAACUCCCUGAGGUGCAUGCAUUUGCCUUAGUGGAACACCGUCAGCAUGAUCGUUAUAGGCUUAGAAUGUUCUUAGAUGGAGAGGUCAGGCAGCUAAAUUUUGACAACCUUGAAACCCAUCCAAGGCUAUUAAAAAUGCGAGCUUUCAUGACUGCUCCUCGUAAACCAGAAGAAAAACCUAUAUUCAGUCUAAAGAUUUGCAGUUUAUCAACUAUAUCUCGUGAAUAUCUUGCUUUGCGGUCAAUUAGCUCUCUUCCUUUCAAGGAUUUAAUUCUAAAGGCUACUGAUAUAAAUGCGGGCUCUGAAGAACAGGCAUGGAAAGUUUCUGUACCUCUUCGUGAAUAUUUCAAAGGAAAUCUUAACAAGUCACAGCUAGAAGCUAUCAAUGCUGGUCUAUCUCGUAAAGCCUUUGUCUUGAUACAGGGCCCACCUGGAACAGGUAAAACACAAACCAUCCUUGCUCUUCUUAGUGUGAUCUUGCAUGCUUCUCCAGCAAGGGUGCUUACCAAGGGUACAUCACGUGAAAUUAAACGUGGGCCAGCAUUACCAAUUCAAGAGAAGUACAAUCAUUGGGCACGGGCAUCUCCGUGGAUGAUUGGUAAUAAUCCUAGAGAUAAUAUCAUGCCCAAAGAUGGGGAUGAUGGCUACUUCCCUACUACUGGAAAUGAGUUGAAACCAGAAGUUGUUGCCUCUAAUCGUAGAUAUCGUGUUCGCAUUUUGGUGUGUGCCCCAUCAAACUCUGCGCUUGAUGAGAUUGUACUGCGGCUUCUUAGAUUUGGUGUUCGUGAUGAAAAUAUCCACACAUAUAAUCCUAAAAUUGUGCGAAUUGGUCUUAAAGCUCAUCAUUCUGUCCAAUCUGUCUGCAUGGAUUACCUAGUGAAACAAAAACAAGGUGAGUCAGCUGCUGAUAAACAGAAGCAUGGUGCUGUAGGGGGCGACACUGAUACUAUCCGUACUGCUAUUCUGGAUGAAGCUGUAAUCGUCUUCUCCACUCUCAGUUUCAGUGGUUCAGCUAUGUUUAGUAAGUUGAAUCAUGGUUUUGAUGUCGUUAUCAUAGAUGAAGCUGCCCAAGCUGUGGAACCAGCAACUCUCGUUCCUUUGGCCAAUGGAUGUAAACAAGUAUUUCUGGUUGGUGAUCCAAAGCAACUGCCGGCCACUGUAAUUUCUCCUAUCGCCGAGAAAUUUGGUUAUAAGACAAGUUUGUUUGAGAGACUUCAGAGAGCUGGUUAUCCAGUAAAUAUGUUGAAGAUGCAGUAUCGAAUGCAUCCACAGAUACGGGACUUUCCUUCAAAGGAGUUCUAUUCUGAGGAACUGCAGGAUGCAGAAAAAAUGGAUGAGAAGACAAAGCGUGACUGGCAUGAGUAUCGCUGCUUUGGUCCAUUCUGCUUCUUUGAUAUACAUGAAGGAAAGGAGUCACAGCCUUCUGGAAGCGGGUCCUGGGUAAACAAUGAUGAAGUUGACUUUGUGCUCCACAUGUAUCAUAAAUUGGUGACUAUGCAUCCGAAGCUUAGGUCAAGUUCACAGUUUGCAAUUAUAUCUCCCUAUAGAAACCAAGUCAAGCUUCUUCAGGAUCGAUUUCGGGAUAUGUUUGGCCAGGAGUCUGAACAGUUUGUGGAUAUUCAAACGGUUGAUGGUUUCCAGGGUCGAGAAAAGGACGUCGCAAUAUUCUCAUGUGUUAGGGCCAAUAAGGACAGGGGCAUUGGUUUUGUCUCUGAUUCCAGGCGAAUGAAUGUUGGAAUCACACGAGCAAAGUCUACUGUGCUGGUGGUGGGGUCAGCAUCAACCUUGAAGAGUGAUGAGUCUUGGAAGAGACUAGUGGAAAGUGCUGAGCAGAGAGGUGUUUUGUUCAAGGUUGACAAACCCUAUGAUUCAUUUUUUAGUGAUUCAAAUCUUGAAUCUAUGAAGACAACAGAAAACCUGCCUGGAAGGAAUGAUGAAGAUCAAGAAAAUGAUAUGACGGUGGCAAUGCAAGGUAAUGUUGGAGAUGCUGAUCAAGGGCAAGAAGAUGACUACGACCAUGGAGACGAUGACAUGGAUGAUGCAGGCCCUGAUGAUGACUGAGUUCCGGAAAGCUUAUUAUCAACUAUUUCCCUCUGUAAAUUGUUAGUCUUUAGCCAAUUCGUCUUGCAGCCUUCAAAAGCAUGGGCGAUAAAACGUGAAGGAGAGAAGGAGAAUGCUGAGAAAAUCACAAAAGGAUAAGAUGGAUGCAAGUGCAAGUUUUGGGGAGGGGUAGAAUAGGAGAGAUGAGGAAUGGCAGCAGUGGUCUCUGGCAACACUUCACUUAUCAUAACUUCAUCCAGCAGAUGGGUUUUCUGAUGGUUGUUCGCGAGGUGCAAAAAUGCAGCGGCUAAGUGAACGACUAUGUUAUUAUGCAUGCAAACUCCAGGAUGUUCCAAGAUUUGGACUUCACCAGAAUCUGGGUGAGGGAGUUUUCUCUAGGUCUGAAAUAGAACUUGCCUAAUGGUAUAUUUGUUUAGGUUCCAUUGUCUUCUCUGUUAAAGAACCAACAGGGAAACGAAAGGAGAGAGGGUAGAAGAUAAACCUUGUUGAUAGAUUCUAUAUUAUUCUUCAAAGAGGCUCGAGUUAAUAUUUAUGAAAUACUGUCUCAAGAGAUAUACUUGCAUGAGAUACAAAAGAUUUAUAAUCUUUUAUUUAUUUAUAUAAUUUUGUCUGGAAA